Messenger RNA from Cucurbitaria berberidis CBS 394.84, 592 nucleotides. RefSeq lists its product as uncharacterized. NCBI's taxonomy places the organism in Eukaryota, Fungi, Ascomycota, Dothideomycetes, Pleosporales, Cucurbitariaceae. The coding region runs from base 71 to 517 and encodes 148 amino acids. The transcript has a single exon. The record is from RefSeq and is a predicted model, not a curated record.
ACCCCCGUGGCACUAGCCCCCUUAUGGCCUAGCGUGGCCCUGCAUACUAUGCUCCAGUCCACCUGGGCAUAUGUACCUGUGCAUACAUAUGCCAGCUAUUCACGCACAAACACCUGUCACCACUUUUCACCACUCUUCCCGCUGCCAACGCCUGCGAGCCUCGUCGGCUCGCUCCACUCUCUGCUGCAGCUUUUUCACGCGCGAGAACGAGCUGCUGCCAAGUGGUGAAACAUGCCAGCGCUGCGCCCGACGCGUCCGGCCAACACCAAAACCCACCUCGAUUCGCUCCAUGCUCAACCCGUGCUCCACAGCGGGCCGUGCUUUUGUCGCUACUGCACCGCUCUUUCUUCAACAAACAGCACCGCUGCGCGAAUCAAUCGGCUUCUCUCUUCUCAUGCUCGCUUUGCACUUUGUAGUCGUGAAGUCCUGUCCGCCAACCGUUCUGCCCUCAUCCACCCAUGUCCAACUUCUCUCCUCUAUUGCUGUCCUAGUCCAAGUAGUCUAUGCUAUCCAGUGACGCCGGCCAUCUAGCUAGACCCUGCUUCCCGCCCGCUCGAGAGUGCAACUGCAAAGACGUUAUGAACAUCCCGCG